UAGAGGGAAAAUAGUGUUUUUAUAGGGGGGCAGUAGCCAUGGCUUACUCCUCGUACUCAAGCAUACCCAAAAAACCAUUAAGCUCAAUCCUCAUUCCCUCGCCCAAAAUAAUCUUCAACAAACACCUCCCUUUUGUAACUCCAUCAAUUUUCCCCUAUCUUGGAAGCUAUUGCACUUGGUCAGUGUCGCGUGUUUCACCUUGUGUAGCUGAGACGGAUGAACACCAUCACGCAAGUCCUGGACUUGUUGCUAAAGAAUAUUCUGACCUUAAUCUUCCUGAAAAAUUCUCUGAGGACCGCAAAAUGGGACAGACAAUUAGCAUAGGACAUGAAUCACAGGGCCUUUACCAUCUUACCUCUUCAAAUUCCUUCGCAGCAUGCUCCACUACAGCUCUUCCCGACCUUAUUCACAAACGUUUGGGACAUCCUAGUCUAUCCAAGCUACAAAAGAUGGUGCCUAGUUUGUCUAGUCUAUCCACAUUAGAUUGUGAGUCGUGUCAACUUGAGAAACACAGCCGUGCUACUUUUUCACGUAGUAUUGAGAGUCGCUCAAGGUCUAUUUUCUCAUUAGUUCAUUUCGAUAUUUGGGGUCCUAGUAGAGUUAGUUCACCCUUGGGAUUUCGUUACUUUGUUACUUUCAUCGAUGAUUUUUCAAAAUGUACUUGGGUUUACUUAAUGAAAGAUCGUUCCGAGUUAUUCUCUAUAUUCAAAAGUUUUUGUGCUGAAAUACAAAAUCAAUUUGGUGUUUCUAUUCGUGCUUUUCGUAGUGAUAAUGCCUUAGAAUACUUAUGCUCCCUGUUUCAGGAGUUCAUGACCCAUCAAGGAAUGAUUCACCAAACAUCAUGUCCAUACACUCCUCAACAAAACGGUAUAGCAGAAAGGAAAAAUAGACAUCUCAUUGAGACUGCUCGCACUCUUCUCAUUGAAUCCCAUGUUUCACUGCAUUUUUGGGGCGAUGCGGUCCUCGCAUUUUGCUAUCUCAUUAACAGAAUUCCAUCAUCUUUGAUCCAGAAUAAGGUUCUGCAUUCCAUACUAUUUCCUCAAUCACAUCUCUACUUUAUCCCCCCUCGUGUUUUUAGGAGCACAUGUUUUGUUCAUAACUUAGCCCCGGGAAAAGAUAAAUUAGCCCCUCGUGCUUUCAAAUGUGUCUUCCUUGGUUACUCUCGAGUUCAAAAAGGGUAUCGAUGUUAUUCACCUGAUCUGGGUCGCUACCUUAUGUCCGCUGAUGUCACAUUCUUUGAAUCUCAACCUUUCUAUAUAUCUUCUGAUCAUCUUAAUUUCUUUGAGGUUUUACCCACACCUCCAGUCUUACCCACACUAAUCUUAGAGGAAUCUACGGUUACUUCUCAAUCUCCAGCUACAAUGCCACCACUUUUGACUUAUCCCCGCCGUCCACGUCCAGUUCCAGUUCCAGAUGAUUCAUGUCGUGCGCAUGACGCUUCCCCUACCGCGGACCUGCCUCUUCCUAGUUAAUCAGUUGCACUUCAAAAAGGAAUAAAAUCCACUCGUAAUGCUAACCCACAUUAUACUUUCUUGAGUUAUCAUCAUUUGUCAUCACCCUAUUAUGCUUUUGUAUCAUCUUUGUCCUCUAUUUCUAUUCCUAAGACUACAGGUGAAGCACUUUCCCAUUCAGGAUGGAAACAGACUAUGACUGAUGAGAUGUCUGCUUUACAUACGAGUGGUACUUGGGAGAUUGUUGAGAUUGUUUCCCUUCGGUAAAUCUACUAUUGGUUGUCGUUGGAUUUAUACAGUCAAAGUUGGUCCAGAUAGUCAGGUUGAUCGGCUGAAGGCUCGCCUUGUUGCCAAAGGAUAUACACAGAUAUUUGGGCUUGAUUAUAGUGACACUUUCUCUCCCGUGGCUAACAUAGCAUCUGUCCGUCUUUUUCUCUCUAUGAUUGCUGUUCGUCAUUGGCCUCUUUAUCAGUUGAACAUUAAGAAUGUUUUUCUGCAUGGUGAUCUUGAGGAAGAAGUUUAUAUGGAGCAACCACCUGGUUUUGUUGCUCAGGGGGAGUCUAGUAGCCUUGUAUGUCGAUUCCGCAAGUCACUCUAUAGUUUGAAACAAUCUCCUUGAGCAUGUUUCGGAAAGUUUAACACAGUUAUUUAGGAGUUUGGCAUGAUUUGUAAUGUAGCUGAUCAUUCCGUGUUUUAUUGCUAUUCUGAACCAAAUCUGUGUAUUUAUUUGGUGGUUUAUGUUGACGAUAUUGUUAUCACCGGCAAUGAUCAAGAUGGUAUCACUAAGUUGAAGCAACAUCUCUUUCAGCAUUUCCAGACUAAAAACCUUGGCAGAUUGAAAUACUUUCUAGGUAUUGAGGUUGCUCAGUCCAACUCAGGUAUUGUUAUUUCUUAACGCAAGUAUGCUUUAGACAUUCUUGAGAAAACAGGAAUGAUGGGAUGUCAAUCCAUUGACACUCCUAUGGAUCCAAAUGCUAAACUUCUGCCAGAUCCUGAAAGGUAUAGGCGGUUGGUUGGAAAGUUGAAUUAUCUCACAGUAACUAGACCUGCCAUCUCUUUUCCUGGGAGUGUUGUAAGUCAGUUUAUGCCUUCCCCUGUAAUAGUUAUUGGGAUGCAGUUGUUCGGAUUUUGUGAUAUAUAAAGUCAUCUCCAGGUAAAGGACUACUCUUCGAGGAUCGAGGCUAUGAGCAUAUCAUUGGAUAUACAAAUGCUGAUUGGGCAGGAUCACCCUCUGAUAGAUGUUCUACAUCUGGAUAUUGUGUUUUAGUAGGAGAUAAUUUGGUGUUCUGGAAGAGUAAGAAACAAAGUGUGGUUGCUCGAUCAAAUGCCGAAGCAGAAUAUCGAGCAAUGGCUGCAGCAACUUGCGAGUUGGUUUGGAUCAAGCAAUUGCUGAGAGAAUUAAAAUUUGGAGAAACUGGUAAGAUGGAACUUGUAUGUGGUAAUCAGGCAGCCUUUCAUAUUGCAUCUAAUCCAGUGUUCCAUGAGAGGACCAAACACAUAGAGAUUGAUUGUCACUUUGUCAGAGAAAAGAUACUCUCGGGAGAUAUUGUUACAAAAUUUGUGAAGUCGAGUGAUCAACUUGCAGAUAUCUUCACCAAGUCACUCACCAGUCCUCGUAUUAAUUACAUUUGUAACAAGCUUGGUACAUAUGACUUGUAUGCACCAGCUUGAGGGGGGAGUGUUAGAAUAUGAAUAGGAAUAUCAUAUUGAAUUCUACUUAGAAAGGGAUUGUAAUGUAGUGUCCUAUUAGGAAUAGGAUUGGAAUAUAGUGUCUAUAAAUAGGGUCUCAAUGUAAUAAUUUAGACAACAAUUCAAUAAUAUUUUCUCUCAUAUUUUUCACACAUCUCAAUUAUGAAAGUUGAUCAAAAUGAAAGCAAAUACAAUCAAUAUAAAGCUACAGCUGAAGCUGAUCCUAACCGACUGACAUCUGUACUUCACCAACUCUAAUUCUAACUAACUAGAGCUGUUAACUACCAAAACAGAGAAACAGACAAGAUAAUUAAUUUCCUAACUAACUAAAUAUCCAUAGAUACCAUGUCAGUUAUCAUUUUUAACAUGUUACUAAUUGAUGCUUGUCGUAGAAAUUUAUUUGUAAUUACAUUAUAAUUGACCUGAUUGUGUAAACAUAUUUUAUAAAGUGGGUGUGUGAAACAUAAACUCUUCAUUAUUUGUACUCCCGUCACAUAAUUUUUUCCUAAAGUUCUGUUAAAUUGAGCUGGCUGUUGUCAUUUUUUUGAUACCAUUGUCACAUAAUUACUGCCAAAAGGUGGUUAAGUUGAGCACUUGACGAAGUCAUUUAUUUGGAUCAAAUUUCAUAAUUUAAUGACAAGAAGGUAAAAAUGUUGGUUUGACAAAAUUGUAUACCUAAAUAAUAUUUGUUGCAAUAUGUGUGUAUUCUU
Messenger RNA from Capsicum annuum, 3850 nucleotides. Its product is annotated as tRNA (guanine-N(7)-)-methyltransferase. Lineage: Eukaryota; Viridiplantae; Streptophyta; Magnoliopsida; Solanales; Solanaceae. The transcript has 2 exons. The record is from RefSeq and is a predicted model, not a curated record. Gene Ontology annotation, molecular function: tRNA (guanine(46)-N7)-methyltransferase activity; nucleic acid binding. Gene Ontology annotation, biological process: tRNA methylation; DNA integration; RNA (guanine-N7)-methylation. The coding region runs from base 39 to 1472 and encodes 477 amino acids. Gene Ontology annotation, cellular component: tRNA methyltransferase complex.